ACUCUUCGGCAGUUGGGUGCAGCAGCAACAGACGCUCGAUGCUCCUCUCGAUGUGCAGAGAGGAGCAGGAGGAUCGGAUGAGCUCUGGGGAUGAAUGGCUCCUCUCUCUCCUUCUCUCUCUUUGGGAAGGUUUGCUUCUUUUUCUUUUCUUGCUUUCCUUUGGACUAGGGUUUUUCUCGCACCUGAGCUUUGGAGGCUGUAAGGAAAGGAAGCUUUUCAUCACUGAUGCACCUUUGUCUGGAUUUUAAAAAGUGAAUUAGCUGGGUUUUAUCAUUAUUACUCUUUUUAUUAUCUGUGACAUUAUUUUUCCUCCUGGAUCUAACCGACGUGGCGUGUUUUCCUGUGUGGAUCAGCUGAGUGGGAGGGUUCGACAGUCAGUGUCGCCCACUGAAUAUUUGUCCGCAGCUGACAGUGCUUGAUCUGGGAGAAAAUGUUGAAUAAAACGAGCUGAGCUGUAAAGGGAGAGAGCGAGGGAGAAGGUGCUGCAGCACCAGUUCUCCUCUGAAAAUGUGCCAAGUCUACCAGCUCCACAGGAUUUAAUUAUUUUUUUGCCUUUUUUCCCUUCAUUUUCUUCACAGGGACUAAUAUUAGUUUUCAUUUAUACAUUUUUUGUUACAUCUUUUGAAUCCAAAUUGAAGGUCAGUGGAGAGAUUUGCGCCAAUCUAUGAGCUAUGCUCUCAUUUUAACACCAACAUACUGGUGGUGUGCCUGUUCAUCACUCUCCUCUGUGUGUGUGUGUGAGUGUAAAUAUGUGUGUGUGUGUUUAUGUGUGUGUGCGCUUCUCCUUCCUCUAUCUCCUCUCCUGUUCACRAGAACUCACUCCUUCCUUUUUUCCCCCCCUUUGAGGCUCAGGCUGCGAAGGUAAAUGCUGGAUCUAUGUUUCAGCGCCCCUUUCUGGCUGUAAAAAUGCUGACCGGCAUCCUGUUUCUGAGCGUCCUAACGGUCACCAGCCUGUCACCACCUGAAAGGGAGAGCCGCAAAACCCCAGCUCUUAAAGACAUCUGCAAGAUGCGCUGUGCCUGCGAGGAUCGUGAAAACAUCCUCAACAUAAACUGUGAGAACAAGGGAUUCACCACGGUCAGUCAGUUCCAGGUGCCACUAAAUAAAAUUUCCCAGUUCUUUUUGAAUGGAAAUUUCCUGUCAAGGCUCAGCCCCAACGAGUUUAUCAGUUAUGGAAACGUCACCUCUUUGCAUUUGGGGAAUAAUGGACUGCAGGAGAUCCGAACUGGGGCUUUUAAUGGACUCCAUUUGCUGAAGCGGCUUCACUUGAACAACAACAACAUGGAGGUGAUUAAAGAGGACACAUUUGCUGGACUGGAGAGUUUGGAGUAUCUACAAGCAGACUAUAACUAUAUCAGCACCAUUGAGCCUGGUGCUUUUAGCAAGCUGAACAAGCUUAAAGUGCUGAUUCUCAAUGACAACCUGCUGCUAGCUUUGCCUCCCAAUAUUUUUCGUUUUGUGCUCCUCACCCACUUGGACUUACGUGGCAACCGACUCAAGAUGCUACCUUUUGCUGGAGUACUGGAGCACAUUGGUGGCAUAAUGGAGAUCCAGCUGGAGGAAAACCCUUGGAACUGCACCUGUGACUUGAUCCCCCUCAAAUCCUGGCUGGACACCAUCUCCGUGUUUGUGGGGGACAUUGUGUGCGAAACACCGUUCAGACUGCACGGCAAAGACAUUACUCAGCUCAUAAAGCAGGACCUGUGUCCACGCAGAAAUGCAGGAGAGCGUGCUCAGCCUGCUUCUGACUCCAGCUUCCAAGGAGCACCACACCCAACUUACCACGCCAGUGUCAUCACCCCCACGCGCUCCCCAAAAGCUUCCCGGCCACCCAAAAUGCGCUACAGGCCCACUCCUCGUAUCUCAAAGGACAGACACGUGUUUGGACCCAUAAUGGUUUACCAAACCCGGUCCCCUGUUCCCAUGCUCUGUCCCAGUGUAUGUGUUUGCACAUCCCAAAACCAAGACAGUGGACUGAACAUCAAUUGUCAGGAGCGGAAGCUACAGAACAUCAGUGAACUGAAUCCCAAGCCCUCUUACCCAAGGAAACUUCACCUAACAGGUAACUACCUACAAGUGAUUUACAGAAUAGAUCUAAUGGAGUACAGCUCCCUGGAGUUGCUUCAUUUAGGAAACAACAGGAUUGCAGUGAUACAAGAAGGUUCUUUUGAGAAUCUAACCAACCUUCGGCGGCUUUACCUGAAUGGGAACUACAUAGAGUCACUCUCUCAGUCUCUAUUUGGAGGCCUGCAGUCCCUCCAGUAUCUUUAUCUGGAAUACAACAUUAUUAAAGAGAUUUUACCACAAACAUUUAACUCUCUGCACAACCUUCAGCUACUUUUCCUCAACAACAACUUGUUGAGAUCCCUCCCUGACAAUGUUUUUGGGGGCACCAUGCUCACUCGACUCAACCUGAGGAACAAUCACUUCUCAUACCUUCCGGUCCAGGGUGUUCUGGACCAGCUGUCAGCCUUCAUACAGAUUGACCUGCAGGAAAACCCUUGGGACUGCACCUGCAAUAUUGUGGCUCUGAAAAACUGGAUGGAGCUGUCCAGCACCAGUGUGGUGGUUAAUGAAAUCACCUGCGACUCACCCUCAAAGCACGCAGGCAGGCUGCUGCGUUCUCUCCGCAAUGAGGCCAUAUGUCCGGAGCCCAGUGAGCCACCCCCACCCUGGUAUGCACCCUCAACAAAAGCCCCAACCCUAAUGAGUCCCACCACUGAAGCUGCCACCCCAUCUUCUCCUUCUGCCUUCUCUUCCUUUAGCUCAGUGAUGCCUACAGAGUCCCAUCUGAUGACUCCAGAGCUGCAUCCUGAAGUCCCCCUCUCUGUCUUGAUUCUGGGCCUUCUUGUUGUUUUCAUUUUGUCUGUGUGCUUUGGUGCAGGACUCUUCGUUUUUGUUUUGAAGCGGCGCAAAGGGGUGGAGCAUGUCCCUACAAGCGCCAACAAUUUAGAUCUCAACUCUUUCCAAGUGCAGUAUGGUUCGUACACUCCAGAACCGACCCAAAACAAAAGCUCCGAAAGCCACGUUUACAACUACAUCCACCCACCCGUCAGCUCUAUGUGCCAAAACCCCAUCUACAUGCAGAAGGACGGUGAACAAGUCACAUUUUAUCACAACCUAAAGGAGCUAAGCUUUGGGACACGAGACUCAAAGAAGGAUGACGUCCUGACUUGCAACCCAGGGACGUACACCAUCAGCACAGUGGAUUUUAUGGAUAAAUCACCAACUAUAUGCAGUCUAACUACCCCUGAGGCCCCAGAAAUGCUGUAUCAAAACUUAGGAGAGAGGCCCAACAAGGAGCUCCCAACAGCCGCAGGUGCUCCUCCAUACACUUACAACUUUUGCACGCUGCCUAAGAGACCCUGCAUUGUGCCCUCUUAUGGGGCCACCACAGCCAGGCAGCAUGUGGCCAAACAGGACAGGCUGAACAAAACUGUGCUUUACGGCACUCCACGGAAAUACUAUGGGCCAGAAUACGUUUAUAAAAACAACGAGCACCCAUCACUGCUGCUCCCAGGGAAGCUAAAACCAGAACCAGACUACCUGGAGGUUCUGGAGAAACAGACUGCAAUGAGCCAGCURUAAGAUAGCAACACAGUUCUACUCCUGGUUUUAUUCUAAUCACACAGUAACUGUCACAAUAAUCCUCACUAUAUAUCUAUUGUUUCUGUGUUUAAUUCCACGAACUGUAGGUGAACCAAAUCGUUUGAUGGCCUGUUUUUUUCCUCUUCUCUCGAUUUUUUUUCAAAGAUGUAUAAAAAAAUAUAAGAAGUAUAUUAUUAUGUAGUUCUAUUUUUCCCUUCUAAAAAGUAUAAAUUUCUUCUUCUUUUUGUUUUGGAAAUAUAAAACUCAUAAAGACUCUGAUGACAGCAGGUAUGUAAUGAGCAGGGACUGUGUAAAAUCACAGCUGUGUGCUUCUUGAUGAUGCUGUGUUUGAUUAUUCCUGUGAGGAAAAUGAAUAAAAGCAGUCCUUACUGUUUGUAGAAGAACUGCUACAGAUUGAUACUCCUGUAUAUAUGCACCCUACAGUUAAAUGGUGAGUGUUCAAAUAUAACGGAAAAAGCUUUUUUCAGUAGCCCAACAAUGGCAAAUCUUACUAUUAAUAUCCAAAAAGUGCCUUUGCACUGAUCUAUUUUAUUAACAAUGCUCUGCAAUUUUUUGAAGUGGUGUAUUUUAAUGAAUCAAAUCUUUAUGUAAAAUAGCAGAUUUAUUUGUCUGUUGAAAACAAAAAAGUAAAACAUGAACUUGAGACCAGGUGUGAAAUAAUAUCUAUUCAUUCUUGAAAUGGAAAACUUUAUUUUUUUCUUCUGCUUUGGUUAUGAAAUGUCUUGUUAUGAAGUAAAAUGUACAACUUCCAGAGAAAAUAUGCUGUAGAGGAGCAAUACAGUGCGGCAAGACUGCACCAUUAAAUUUUCACGGAAGCACUUUGUCAAGA
Austrofundulus limnaeus is the source of this 4438-nucleotide messenger RNA. It is a transcript of the gene slitrk2, whose product is annotated as SLIT and NTRK-like family, member 2. Gene Ontology annotation, cellular component: glutamatergic synapse. The record is from RefSeq and is a predicted model, not a curated record. The transcript has a single exon. The coding region runs from base 766 to 3588 and encodes 940 amino acids. Lineage: Eukaryota; Metazoa; Chordata; Actinopteri; Cyprinodontiformes; Rivulidae. Gene Ontology annotation, molecular function: protein binding. Gene Ontology annotation, biological process: axonogenesis; positive regulation of synapse assembly.